AUGGACGACGGCUCACAACGAGAAAGCAGCAACGAGGGUACCUUUGAAAAUGAAAAGAAAAAAAAAAAAAAAAAAAAAAAAAAACACACAUAUUCCGUAAUAACGGAAGUGAACUACUCACAGAAUGAGGACAACAAAUCGACAAAGAAACCCAGUAAGAAAAAAAAGGAAACCAAAAGAAAAAAAGUGCACAUAGAGGAUGUCCAAAGAGUAGGGGAUUUUAACGGGGAUGCUUCAAGUGACGAGUGGGGCAGGAACAAUAGGGCCCAGGAUGGACAAGACCCUCAACGCAGGGGUUGCAUAGACUCCCAGAAACGUGACGUCGAUUGUUUGCUAAAAAUAAGGAGGGAGAAAACGAGAAAACGGGAAAAGCAUAGAAACCACAGUAGCAACCGCAGUGGCAACCGUGGUAGCCAAGACGGCGACAGCCACAACAGUGAUAGCGAGCACCAAGUGCUGCUACUCCAAGGGGAGAAAAGCAACGGGAAGCUGGAAGCCACGACAGCUCCAUCCCGGCCUCUCCAUCAUAGGGAGGCCACCCGCAAGAGUAGAAGAGAAGACGCACCAUUCGAUAUGGUCCAUACUCCCCAAAUUUCGAACUCACCACGGAAUGGAAACUACGAGGAGCGGCCUCAGGGACACCGUCACAGUAGUCAGGACCGUGGUGGGAGAAACGGGAGGGUAAAAGUUGUGCUGCCCGUAGUGGACCCCAUUUAUAAUGUGAGCAGUGCUGAUAUGCACGAUUUGGGGAGUGGCGAUAUGCACAAUGUGGGGAGUGGCGAUAUGCACGAUGUGAGCAGUGGCGACCCCCACGAAGUAAGCGGCGCAGACCCGCACGAAGUGAGCAGCGCCGAUCCACCAAGCGCCAGCAGCAGUGAAGUGAACAUUUUUUCCAAGCUGCUCUACAAAAUAAGGAAAGCUUUUGUUGACAGGAGGGGGCAACCCAUAACGAAUGAAAACGUGGUGGAUAGCGACAUGUGCGAACUGACCAUUGUGGGUAGCAAUGGAAUUGACCCGAGUGGCCCUAACAACAUAGUGCAGCUUGUAGAGGACGAAGAUACGUUCAUAAUGCAGGGGCACGGCACUAGUCAGACAGGAAGGCGGGGAGAAGACAGAGUAGAUGCUUACCGGCAUGGAAGCACCCGGACCAACGAGAUGAUUACCCUGAACGGACUAAACCUGAAUGGACUGAACCCGAAUGACCUCUUAAACAGCUCGGGUCUCAUCAACGCCAGUCCCUCCGAAAUAAAUGAAAUUUUUAGUAAUGUAGAAAAUGGGAUCAUUAUAAUGGAAAGGCCGGAUUCCGGGACGAAUGACACCACAUCUGAUGAGGAAGCAUUGGAGCGUGGUGGAGGUAGCCACAAUGGUAGAGGUAGCGACGAUGGCCGUAGAACCCACCGUUUUAGCUACAGCAAUGUCUCCAACAGAAUAGCUACCUACGUCAAGGAAAAUAUAUCCUACGUAAAGGAAAAAAUAAAAAGCUACUGGCUGGAACGAGUGCGUGAAGCGAACACGCAGUUGGCAACACCUCAUCAGACUACGAACGAACGGGAGGAAGCAGACGAACGUUCCGUUCACCCCGAAGACGAAAACGAUGAUCCUAGUUGUCUUCAAGUUCUCUUCUUCUUAGGGUUAGUGUGUAAAUUUCCUAUCCUCUGGAUUAUUGGCUCCAUCGUAUUCUGCAUCACCCCAAAUGAACAUAAAAAAACCAAAAUGUGGAGUCUAGUUAAUACCAUGUUUGCUCUCAUUAGUGUCGUUUACUUUAUAAGCACAUCCAAAUUGAAAAUGCCAAAGCCAGCUUUUUUUGUCCUCAUGGAAUCAAAUACUGAAGAAAAGAAUAAUAUUCUUCCAAGAGGGGUUUUAAAGAAUCGGGACAAUGUCUUUCACAGUUCGGUAGUGCUCGAUGGAUCUACUACCUCUCAUUGGAUGGGGCAGAACUCCCCUGCAGUUUUCUCCGCGGAGGGGAAGUUCUUUCUAAAUUGGAACUUCGUGUCGACGCAGAAGCCGGAUACGCACGUUUUGCUAAGCACUGACGUGUACAAGCUCCUAAACCGCGUCCAAGUGACGUUCCUCUUCGGAAGGGGCAACAGCUACCCCCGUGCGCAGGUUGAAAAGAUGAAGCCUUUUUUUCAUGACCUAAAAGAGGGCCUCAGGCCAGUCCCCGUAGAGAGACUCACUAUGACGGACCAGGACAUCCCCGAGGACUUCUUCGGAGGAGGACUCAGGUGCGAACGGACAGAAAAAUACGCGCCCAAGCAGGCCAACAAAGCGGGGAUGGAAAAGCAAAAGGAAAAAAAGAAGGAAAAGGCCAAGUGGUAUUUAUUCUGGAAGGAAGACGACAACUCAAAGGAUAAUAAGUCAAUCGGAUCGGAAGAAGGAGCAGAUGUGUCCCUUCCCGUUGGAGAAAUCUUCUUUUUUAAAAGCCAAUACUCCUGCAGAGUGGCUUUCAUCUACCCAAAGAAAACGAACCCCGAUGAAAAGGAGAUGCCAGCAAAUUUUAUCCAAAUAAAUAAAAUUAUAAUAAAGGCCUUUUGA
Plasmodium inui San Antonio 1 is the source of this 2535-nucleotide messenger RNA. RefSeq lists its product as hypothetical. Lineage: Eukaryota; Apicomplexa; Aconoidasida; Haemosporida; Plasmodiidae. The record is from RefSeq and is a predicted model, not a curated record. The transcript is spliced from 3 exons. The coding region runs from base 1 to 2535 and encodes 844 amino acids.